AUGGAGACCAUACACGCUGAUGACAGCCCUCUAGCCGCUUACCUGGAAGGCGACGGUUCUUUCGAGCCUGAUCCCGAAGAUACCACCACGCCCGCCCGUGCCGAUGUAGACGACGGCUCGAGCAACCACCCGCCCUCCUUUGCGCCGCCCUCCAAGCUCGCACCGCGCCCACGACUUAAAGUCCCCCAGCUCGACACCAUCCCCCUCCACCCUCCACCCCAAAGCGCCAUUACACGGGCACAUCAUGCGUGGUCCACCGCAUGGAACUCAAGGCUCGGCCGAGCAGACAAUGCACGGUUCAUGGAACACUUUCGAUACAUCAUCGUUGCAUCGCAGCUGCUCAACGAGUACCUCGAUCACGGCACCCUGAACCAGUCCCCCACCCCCUGCCUGAGCUUGGACGGGGCUGGCGACGAUUGCAGUAAUCCGAGAUUCUCGGCCAGCCUGUACGGUGCCGUAGCGACGGCGGUAGCUGCGUUGGCGCUGGCAUAUCUCAUACAGUGGUCUCGGAACCGCCGUGGCACGUUUUGGACCAAGAGCAGAGUUACACUAGCGCUUACCGUGCUUGCGGUAGUUGCCUUUGUGGGGUAUCAGUAUGGGCGCCGGCAGUGGCUGAAAUCUCUGCGCCGCCAGGCGGUUGAUGCUGCGUCGGGCCUGACCACCAAUUGGCAAGCUUUCGAACUCUCUUCCAGUUCAGCGCUAAGUUUCAUCCAAGAGGUGGAGCUUGUAUCGAAAGGCUACAGGCUGAGUACCCCUUUGCCACCUGCCUCACGCAUCGAGGAAAGUGGAACCUCAAGGCGAUGUGCGAAACUAAGAAAGUCGCUCCACUCGGCAUAUGCGUCUAACAUCCCAGCCUGCAUUGAAGCAUGCACCACACUUCGAGCCUUGAUCGACGAUGAUGAUUUGGAGAAAUUCUUCGAGGUCUACGACAUAUCCCCUCAGGAUGCCAAGGAGGCAGCUGGGGCGGAAGCUCUGAGCGCCAUCGAAGACGAUAUGGAAUCUCUCGGAGCACUCAGGGUCCUCAGCUAUCGCUCAGGGGUGCUACGCCGUGUGACCUUGUGCUCCCUCAUGGCCCUGGAGGCAGACGGUGGCAAACCAGACAUGGAUCGCUGGGAGAUUGCCACCAAGACCAUGCGAUCCCUGAACCAAGUCAUCUCAGCCUCUGCUGAGCGAGUGCGCAAGCUGCUGACUGACAUGGAACAUAUCAAUCUCCCCUCACCAAUCAAAACCAACCGCACACCCUCCAGGGAGAAAAUGCGGAGCCAGGUCCGCAAGAUUAGUGCCCUGUCGUCUGGCAUCCGCGGCCUGCAAGCCAAGAUGCAGAUCCUGCGUGAGGAAACCAACCACUCCAUCGAGCAAUCAGAUGACCUGACAGAUCUCGGCCCCUCGCUGAUGGCACAGUACGAAUCCAUCGGAUCGGAUUUGAAGGAACUCAUGCAAGCCUGGGAAGUCGGCAAGCAAUCCCUGCAGAGCAACAUCAAACAGCAAGAACACCGCAUCUCCAUGGCGUCGAGCAGCAACGGCAUCCGCUCUCCCGUGUCCAGCAUUGGCGGCCUCACCGCCGUAGACGAAGACGGCUCACCCGCCGACGCCCUCCGCGUACUGAACGGCGAACCCUCCAAAUCCAACCGCUCCAGCAUGGGCACCACCGCCUCCGACGAGGAGAUGGUCUUCGAAGCCGUCGCCAUGCCGCGACAACGCGCCAGCACCCUUACGCGCGAAGAGCGGAUCCUCAAGAUGCACGAGGAGCGCGAGCGGCAGGCGCAGAUGCGGGCUAAGCGCGACGCGAACACCAGCAUGAUGCGCGAGCUCGAGUCGGUGAUUAAUCUGCGGGGACCGCAGAAGAAGACCAAUGGGUCUGGUGGUGCGGCGAGGAUCACGUCGGUGUGA
Messenger RNA from Zasmidium cellare ATCC 36951, 1890 nucleotides. RefSeq lists its product as uncharacterized. Gene Ontology annotation, cellular component: plasma membrane. The transcript has 2 exons. The coding region runs from base 1 to 1890 and encodes 629 amino acids. Gene Ontology annotation, biological process: cell-cell adhesion. The record is from RefSeq and is a predicted model, not a curated record. NCBI's taxonomy places the organism in Eukaryota, Fungi, Ascomycota, Dothideomycetes, Mycosphaerellales, Mycosphaerellaceae. Gene Ontology annotation, molecular function: myosin binding.